CAACAAGUCCAGUCUCGCGCAGUUAUUUCCGAUCGUCACUAUCCCCCAGUCUUUGCCUCCAUCCAUAUUUUGACCAGCAAAGCUAUACCAAACCAAACCAAACCGCCCAACAUGUCGAUGUGGAUGUCGGACAGCCAAAAAAUUGGAGUUGUCUUCUGCUCUGGCGGAGGCUUCUUCCUCAUCGGAGGUGUGAUGCUAUUCUUUGAUAGAGCCAUGCUUGCUAUGGGAAAUAUCCUUUUCCUCAUCGGCUUGACAAUCAUCAUCGGACCUCAAAAGACACUCCUCUUCUUUGCUCGAAAGCAAAAGGCUAAGGGCACCGCAGCCUUCUUCCUCGGCUUGAUCCUUAUUCUCAUGAGAUGGACCUUUAUCGGCUUCCUCGUCGAGGCGUACGGCAUAAUCAUCCUUUUUGGAGACUUCCUCGGUACGAUUGCUAGCUUCGCGCGUGGCCUUCCCGUCGUAGGGCCCUAUAUCGGAAUGCUCGUCGACAGGAUUGGUCUUGGUCGACGCAACGCCGAGCUUCCUGUCUAG
Fusarium falciforme is the source of this 528-nucleotide messenger RNA. RefSeq lists its product as hypothetical. The coding region runs from base 112 to 528 and encodes 138 amino acids. NCBI's taxonomy places the organism in Eukaryota, Fungi, Ascomycota, Sordariomycetes, Hypocreales, Nectriaceae. The record is from RefSeq and is a predicted model, not a curated record. The transcript is spliced from 5 exons. Gene Ontology annotation, cellular component: COPII-coated ER to Golgi transport vesicle; Golgi cis cisterna; Golgi membrane. Gene Ontology annotation, biological process: retrograde transport, endosome to Golgi; endoplasmic reticulum to Golgi vesicle-mediated transport.